GACUACAAUAAUACGGGGAUGGGAAACAAUCGGGAAGAGCCACGUGAGUGAGAGGAAGGAAAACGACGGCCAGUGAUGGAAGAAGGAGUGUGGCCGUCUGAAUUCGUGGUCAAAGCUGACUGGGAAAGGAAUGAAUGAACAAAUGUUGGGGCACCGAUAAACCCUCCCGCAUUGGCGCCAAUGCCUCCGCCCAAUAAAAAUCUUCCCUCUCCUCUACCACCUUUUUUUCUUCUCUGACAUAUCACGCAAAGUAGUAUGCCACGCCAUGCCUUCCCACCCCAAAAUGUCAAAAAGCCCACCGAAUCGCGCCACUUUUUCUGCCCAAAAUCGUCAUUUCCGCAUCGUCUCGAGGACUCCCCCUGCCCCCCCUCUUCCUCGAUAUAUGGACACAUCACUCACAACUCUCUCACACCAAUCUCCGUCGCUCGCCUUUCCCCCGCCGGAGCAACCGCAAUGUCUUCGUUCCGCGUCGUCGUCUUCCUCCUCCUCCUUGCCGUCGCCUCCGCCCACGACUACCACGACGCGCUCCGCAAGAGCAUACUCUUCUUCGAAGGCCAGCGCUCCGGCAAGCUCCCUCCCGAUCAGCGCGUCAAAUGGCGCCGCGAUUCCGCAUUGCGCGACGGCUCCACCGUCGGGAGGGAUUUGACGGGAGGCUACUACGACGCCGGAGACAACAUCAAGUUCGGGUUCCCGAUGGCGUUCACCACCACGCUGCUGUCGUGGAGCAUCAUCGACUUCGGGAGGACCAUGGGGCCGGAGCUGAAGAACGCCGUGAAGGCCGUCCGGUGGGCGACGGACUACCUCCUCAAAGUAACGGUCGAUCCAGGCGUCGUCUACGUGCAGGUCGGCGACGCCUUCUCCGACCACAACUGCUGGGAGAGGCCGGAGGACAUGGACACCCUCCGCACCGUCUACAAAAUCGACCGGGACCACCCCGGAUCCGACGUGGCAGGCGAAACCGCCGCUGCUCUCGCUGCUGCAUCCAUCGUUUUCCGGUCACGUGACCCUUCCUACUCCGCACUCCUCCUCAAUCGUGCCGUUAGGGUGUUCGAGUUUGCGGAUACGCACAGGGGCGCGUACAGUAGCAGCUUGCACGCGGCGGUGUGUCCGUUUUACUGCGACGUCAACGGUUACCAGGACGAGUUGCUUUGGGGGGCGGCUUGGCUACACAAGGCAUCCCGGCGGCGGGUGUACAGGGAGUACAUUAUUAAAAACGAGGUCGUUUUGCACGCCGGAGAUACCAUCAACGAGUUCGGUUGGGACAACAAGCACGCCGGCAUUAACGUCCUCAUUUCUAAGGAAGUGUUGAUGGGAAGAGCAGACUAUUUUGAGAAUUUCAAGCAGAAUGCAGACGGGUUUAUCUGUUCUUUAUUGCCUGGCAUUUCUCAUUCUCAAGUUCAAUACUCUCCAGGCGGGCUGAUCUUCAAGGCCGGCGGGAGCAAUAUGCAGCAUGUAACCUCCUUAUCCUUCCUACUUGUGGCUUACUCCAAUUAUCUCAGCCACUCCAACAAGGCUGUCCCUUGUGGUUCCCACUCUGCUUCCCCUGCUCUCCUCCGCCAGCUCGCCAAACGUCAGGUGGAUUACAUUCUGGGAGAUAACCCGCUGAGGAUGUCGUACAUGGUGGGCUACGGUGAGCGUUACCCGCAGAGGAUCCACCACAGGGGCAGCUCGCUACCCUCAGUUAAGGCCCACCCGGCCCGGAUCCAUUGCAAAGAAGGCUCACUCUACUUCCUCACCCCGAACCCCAACCCGAACCGGCUCGUUGGAGCUGUGGUUGGUGGGCCCAAUGUCACUGAUGCUUUCCCCGACUCCAGGCCCUACUUUCAGGAGUCUGAGCCCACUACCUACAUCAACGCUCCUUUGGUGGGCCUACUUUCCUACUUCUCAGCCCAUUCAUGAUUCAAUCUCUCCCCCUCGCCUCUGCCCAACAUCGUUAUCGAUUUUGCGGUUCCCGCCAUCUUAUUGUCUACGUUUAUUUGUCUUAGUAGCUAGUGGUAGUGGUGUGCGAAAAUUGUCACCCUGCCUUCCUUUCCCCACGCAAAUCUUCCUUCCUUAGUAUUGAUAUUGUUGCAAUAUUGCCCUCUUUGUAAUUGCUCACGAUCCUUCCUAAUUCCUACCUUAGAAUGUUCAAUGAAAAGGGAGAACGUAUUGUUGAAAGCCGGGUGUUCACUUAUUUCCCAACAAUCUCGUAUCUUGAUUGGACAAAGGAUACACGCUAUAAAUACAAUGCAAAAUG
Messenger RNA from Linum trigynum, 2236 nucleotides. NCBI's taxonomy places the organism in Eukaryota, Viridiplantae, Streptophyta, Magnoliopsida, Malpighiales, Linaceae. The record is from the annotation of a GenBank genome assembly.